GGUAACGGCGCGGCGGCGGAGGGAGCGCAGCCAGUCGGCGAUCCGCUGAGGCGGGCCAUAAGCCGCAGGGCAAUGUGGCACCGCGCAAAUUUGUAAAUAAUAGCUUUGACCUCAUGGUGUAAGACACAUACCGACAGCCAAAGGAGGCACUUUCCAAAGUGUGUCGGUUACCAGCCCUGUCGGUGGAACAGUGGAACAUGAUCCUGCUGAUGAGCAAGGUGGCCCGACUCAGCUUGGCCGUCACCCAGACGCAGCCCCGCGUCGCGCGCUGUGAACAGCCGGUCCGCUACACCCGGGCCACAGCCGGGCUCGGGACACCCAUGCCUGUUCACAAAUCACGGGCUCAUGACCUCCAGCACUGGCAUGCCUCUGAUUUUGGACCAGAGAGAAACCGUUUGCACUGUCUUCAUGGACCCAGAGAAGCCUUUGCCAAGCUCGAUCAGAUUGGUUCCAUGAUAAAACACGAUGUGAUGUGGAGGGACAGUAUUCCUCCCAGUGAAAGACCAGUGAGUUUGCAGGCUGGGGUGUUCGUCCCCGUCAGUAGGAAACAUAGCAUGAAGAUGUUUGGAAGCUGCAAGGACCCCAACAGGCAGGUUUUAGGGCAGCCCCGCUCAUUCCAUCAAGACCACUCGUCAGUUAAUGGACUUGCUGCAAAGGAAAAUGGCAAAACGAAGGAAGACAAAACGAGCAGUUCCAAACAGCACAAACAAGUGCUGAGUGAAACAGCCCGAGAACGGAAAGUACCCGUCACUCGUAUUGGGAGGCUGGCAAAUUUUGGAGGCCUGGCAGUGGGACUUGGCAUCGGUGCUCUUGCUGAAGUAGCAAAACAGAGUCUUAAGGCAGAGGACAGAACUGGAAGGAAAAAAGCCGUGCUGGACAGCCCCUUCCUGUCGGAGGCCAAUGUGGAGCGGAUCGUGCGGACGCUGUGCAAGGUGCGCGGAGCGGCCCUCAAGCUAGGCCAGAUGCUGAGCAUCCAAGAUGAUGCUUUCAUCAAUCCCCAGCUUGCUAAGAUCUUUGAUCGGGUGCGGCAGAGUGCGGAUUUCAUGCCCAUGAAGCAGAUGAUGAAAACUAUCAACGGCGACUUGGGGCCCGACUGGAAGGACAGGCUCGAGUUCUUUGAGGAGAAGCCCUUCGCUGCCGCCUCCAUUGGUCAGGUGCACCUGGCCAGGAUGAAGGAUGGUCGAGAGGUGGCCAUGAAGAUCCAGUACCCUGGUGUGGCACAGAGUAUCACCAGUGAUGUGGAUAACCUCAUGACCGUACUGAGUAUGAGCAAUGCUUUACCUGAAGGGCUGUUUCCUGAGCACCUGAUUGAGGUCAUGAGCCGGGAAUUGGCACUGGAAUGCGAUUAUGUCAGGGAGGCAGAAUGUGCCAAAACGUUCAAAGAGCUGCUGGAGGGCCACCCGUUCCUCUACGUCCCCGAUGUGGUGGAUGAGCUCUGCGGCCAACACGUCUUCACCACGGUGCUGGUGCCCGGCUUUCCACUGGACAAGGCUGACGACCUCUCCCAGGAGCUUAAGAACGAGAUCUGUGAGAACAUCCUCAUCCUCUGCCUGAGGGAACUGUUUGAAUUCAGGUACAUGCAGACUGAUCCAAACUGGUCCAACUUCUUCUAUGACCCGCAGACGCACAGGGUUGCUCUGUUAGACUUUGGUGCCACCAGAGGUUUUGAUAGGAGUUUCACAGAUGUCUAUAUUGAGAUCAUCAAGGCCGCUGCGGAAAGGAACCGGGACAGAGUGCUUCAAAAGUCGAUAGAAAUGAAGUUUCUCACAGGCUACGAGUCAAAGGCCAUGGAGAACGCCCACGUGGACGCUGUGAUGAUCCUGGGCGAGGCCUUCUCCUCCGACGAGCCCUUCGACUUCGGUGCCCAGAGCACCACAGAGCACAUCCACAGCCUGAUCCCGGUCAUGCUGAGGCAGCGGCUAACCCCGCCCCCCGAGGAGACCUACUCCCUCCACCGCAAGAUGGGCGGCUCCUUCCUCAUCUGCUCGCGGCUCAAAGCCCAGCUACGCUGCAAGGGCAUGUUCCAGGAGGCCUACAGCAAGUACUGGGACGAGCGGCAGCGGGAGCUCAGCCAGUGAUGUCACAUGGCACCGUGAUCCUGAGGAUCUGGGCAUCUCAAGCUAACCGACCCGCUGCUGGAUUCCGCAUCUCACACCUCACUCCCACACAAUGUCCCUCUCCCUAAACGCAGUUUUGAGUCAGGUGGUACAGUAUAAGAUGGCCCGGAGAGGGCUGCGUGUGUAGGUCGCUUUUUAGCUGUCGAGUACAUGCCCACAGCAGGAAAGGAAGGAUCUGAAUCAAUGCGAUGACUCCGUGAUGUAUAAGCCAGUUACGUGUGUGCGGUUUUAAUCAAUUGUGAGUAGUCACAUGACAGCGAUGACGGAAAGUAAUUGGAUGGUCUAAUGGCCAGUGAAUUUCCUCUAGCGAGAUGCCGAGGGAGGCCAUCUCUGAUCGGCUCAAAGCAAACACACGUUCAGGAGACGUAAAUGAAGGUGGUAGCCAUCAACCAGCUGUGAAUUCUCAGAGCAUUCUGGUCAUUUCUGGCUUCCAGACGUUUUGCUUAAAUUGCUAUUUUUUUUUUUUUUUGUACUUUCCAUGUAAACAUGACCUUGUAGAUGCAUAUAUUUUUCAGGUAGAUAUGUUAUAAAGGUUUAUUUUACUUAUAGAUCUCUAAGCAGAGAGAAGUUAAAAUGCAGUUAUUUUUGAAAAGCUUAUUGGGACACUGUCUAUAUGCUGAAAGAUAUAUAGCAAAAACUAAACAGAAAUGUCCUUCGGCAAAGAGCGGAAAAAAUAAAAUUAUAUGAAAAUUUUGUUCUGAUGUUAAAUAAAGUGAGUUGUUACCUUCAACCUCCUAGGUUUCAUCGCCAUGUUUUGUACAUGGUUUAGUUGUGUUUGUGAUAAUUAUGUGCUAAUGCUGAUACCAGACACAAAGGGAAUAAUAUGUAUUUUUUAAAGAAAAAUCUCAGUAACAAAUGAUAUCUUUUAUUAUUUCUGCCAUGUUUCCCUAUACUUUUGCGUGAAAGAGGCACUGUAUUUUAAAAACAGUAAUAAAUGGUUUUGUCACUGGUCUUGGGGGGGGGGGCAAAUCUAGUCUUUGGCUUUAUAAUGUCACAUGCAAUGAUUGUGUAAUUGUCAUUCUCAUCCAUCUUGUGUGAAUUGAUAUAUUUACAUUAAUCAUAAAGCUAUAAAUCUAGCAAUAAUAAAAAUAUUUUAACUUUUCUGCCUCAA
Messenger RNA from Brienomyrus brachyistius, 3228 nucleotides. RefSeq names its product coenzyme Q8A, genome duplicate b (gene coq8ab). The record is from RefSeq and is a predicted model, not a curated record. Gene Ontology annotation, molecular function: kinase activity. Gene Ontology annotation, biological process: ubiquinone biosynthetic process. Lineage: Eukaryota; Metazoa; Chordata; Actinopteri; Osteoglossiformes; Mormyridae. Bases 198 to 2078 code for a protein of 626 amino acids. Gene Ontology annotation, cellular component: extrinsic component of mitochondrial inner membrane. The transcript has 15 exons.